Messenger RNA from Pseudo-nitzschia multistriata, 1575 nucleotides. The record is from the annotation of a GenBank genome assembly. Lineage: Eukaryota; Bacillariophyta; Bacillariophyceae; Bacillariales; Bacillariaceae.
CGAAACCGAUCGGCACAGAACAAAUCCGUGGCAUCAUACCGCAGCUAGCGAAAGGGCACUAAUGCCACGCAACGCAGCGCAACAGAAGGCAACAGAACGCAAAACACAACACAACACAACACAACACGACACAAUCCAGCAGCCGCGACACAAAAUGUCACGCAAAGCGCUUUCCGUCGACACCGGUGAUGACCACCAGCAAGUCGAAGGAACGAUGAGCGGCGUGGACACGAAUGCCAAUACACCUGUUGCCGACAAUAAAUCGGGGUCCUCGCUGUUCCGUCGCUCACCCCAGUCGAAGACGCAAGCGCUUCGACCACCGUCGCCGCCAAAGACGUCGCUGGCAGCCGAAAACGAGCGCUUGCGGAACGAACUCCGCGUCUUGAGACGGCAAAUCCAGGAAAUGGAAGAAUUCCAGGAUUGGAAACAGCAAGACUCUAACGAGCAACAUCGACACACACAACAAUAUCAACAACACCAUUUGCUCCAAUCAUCUUUCUCCAGCCACGACUACCAUGGACGGGCGUCCAAAAACACCAGCAACAAAGUGAUCGUGGAACUUCCGGAAAUGUUCCAGAGCUCCCUCCCACCGCCCACCAGCGAAAGCGAGAUCUGCAACCACCGCCGGGACGGUACCGUCAAGGAAAAGCACAGCAUCUCGACGGCGGACGAUCAGGAAACGGUCGAGCCCAUUCUCGACAUCGAGGCCCACCACCAGUCCGCGGCGGGCCUCCACCACCGGAACACGACAAUGAUAACGAGCAACCAUACCAAAAAGAAGAAGGAGGUACUUACGGAGGAAACUGCAUCCUCCUCGGCGUCCUCGUGUGGAAAUUCCCUCGGCGAAACCGAUGUGGAGGCGAUCGCUCUGAUCGAAGGCAUUGACAGUCACGGGAACAAAACCAACACCCACCACAACAAAACCUUCUGGAGCUCCCUCCUGGACCGGGCAGGAUGGCUGAUCGGCCUGCUCAUUUUUCAGUCGUUGAGCUCGUUCAUCCUGGCCCGCAACGAGUCCCUCCUGACGCAUCACUCCGUCAUUGUGCAGUUCCUGACCAUGCUGGUGGGAGCCGGCGGCAACGCGGGCAACCAGGCCAGCGUCGGUGUGGUCCGCGGUAUUGCGGUCGGGACAAUCCGCAGGUCCAACGCCAGGCGCGUCCUACUGCGGGAGUUUGCCAUGGGCACUUGCCUCAGCAUAAUUCUCGGCCUGGCGGGCUUUGUCCGGGCCAAGGUGUUCGCGGUACCCUGGUUGGAAACCAUGGCCAUCACGACCAGCCUCUUCCUUAUUGUCUUCAUUAGCGUCGUGGUCGGUGCGACGCUUCCGCUGUGCAUGGAGGCAGUCGCCAUCGAUCCCGCGCACUCGAGCACCACCAUCCAGGUCGUCAUGGACAUUACAGGGGUCAUCAUCACGGUGAAGGUGAGCAGCCUCUUUUUGGAUUCCGGGGGCGAUUGGCUUGGGGCCGUUCUUUCGAUGGACGGGGAAACGAGGUGAGCGGCAAACAAAACACAAGUACAACAAUUGCAGCACCAGCAACAACAAUCACAACAGAUCCAUAAUACAAGAUUAGCCGUGAU